Hemicordylus capensis (graceful crag lizard) is the source of this 8316-nucleotide messenger RNA. It is a transcript of the gene GPR12, whose product is annotated as G protein-coupled receptor 12. Lineage: Eukaryota; Metazoa; Chordata; Lepidosauria; Squamata; Cordylidae. Gene Ontology annotation, cellular component: membrane. The record is from RefSeq and is a predicted model, not a curated record. The coding region runs from base 159 to 1163 and encodes 334 amino acids. Gene Ontology annotation, biological process: G protein-coupled receptor signaling pathway. Gene Ontology annotation, molecular function: G protein-coupled receptor activity. The transcript is spliced from 2 exons.
CCGCUUCCCUGGGGCUGUGCCUGCGCUGUGCAAACAAUGAGCAUGCAAGAAGCAGCAGCAGCAGCCGCAGCAGCAGCUAGGCUUGCUGCCUAGGAAGGAAACGCAGAUCUUCCUCCUCCUCUUCCUCCAGAGGAGAAGCCAAGAAGACGGGUUUAAAUAUGAAUGAAGACCUGACGGUUAAUUUAACGUGGCUGCCUCAGGAUCACUUAGAAGCCAGUCCGACAGAGAAUGUCUCGGCUGCUGUCACCUCUCUGAUUCCUGUCAAUGACCCAGAGCCUGGGUUUAUAGUAAACCCUUGGGAUAUUGUGUUGUGUACUUCGGGAACCCUUAUCUCCUGUGAGAAUGCCGUGGUCGUCCUUAUUAUCUUCCAUAAUCCUAGUCUUCGUGCCCCUAUGUUCCUCCUGAUAGGCAGCCUGGCCCUGGCCGACCUCUUGGCAGGAAUUGGAUUGAUCUUCAAUUUUAUUUUUGCCUAUCUUCUCCAGUCGGAAUCUACUAAACUGGUCACUGUUGGACUGAUAGUUGCUUCUUUCUCGGCCUCUAUCGGCAGCUUGCUGGCCAUCACUGUUGACCGUUACCUCUCUCUCUAUUAUGCGUUGACUUACAAUUCUGAGAGGACUGUCACUUUUACCUAUAUCAUGCUCAUUUUGCUCUGGGGAGCCUCUAUCUGUGUUGGACUGUUGCCUAUCAUGGGCUGGAACUGUCUCAAGGACGAAUCCACCUGCAGUGUGAUCAGACCACUCACUAAAAAUAAUGCUGCUGCCCUCUCUGUCUCUUUCUUGCUUAUGUUUGCUCUCAUGCUCCAGCUGUACAUUCAGAUCUGUAAAAUUGUGAUGCGCCAUGCCCAUCAGAUUGCCUUGCAACACCAUUUCCUGGCCACCUCCCACUACGUGACCACCCGGAAAGGAGUGUCAACUUUAGCCAUUAUCCUGGGAACCUUUGCUGCUUGCUGGAUGCCUUUUACACUCUAUUCCUUAAUAGCUGAUUACACCUAUCCUUCCAUCUAUACCUAUGCUACCCUCCUUCCGGCCACCUAUAAUUCCAUCAUCAACCCCGUCAUAUACGCUUUCCGGAAUCAAGAAAUACAAAAGGCACUUUGGCUCAUCUGCUGUGGCUGCAUUCCUUCUAACCUCUCUGCCAGAGCAAGAUCACCCAGUGAUGUUUGAUUGGGAGAUGGAGGGCAUUUGUUCCUUUACCGUUGUGUUAUCUGGCUUUGCUACUUGCAUUAAAUUGUACAUAACAGAUUCACACUCAAGCCACGGGGAGUCUUGACCUUCUCAGAAAGAGAAAUCCUGUUGACCAAAGUGAACCAUGUUGUGCAGUUUGGGGAACAUCCCUGGAAGCAAAAAAUUGUCAACUGUAAGUGUUGCUCAGGUUCUGUUCUGGUUGUGUAACAAGACCAAUCCCCCUUGAUCUAGCAGUUUCUCACGGGCUUUGCCAUUCUUUCAGAGUAAGGGGCAUUUCUCUCCAUUGAAUGGGUAGCUUUGCAGAUUUGCUUUCUCCGUUUGAAUAGAUGGGAAGCCCACUUGCACAGGAGCUAAUGAGUGCAUAGGAAUGCACAUGGAGUUCCAGAUCAGGGCACUCUGUAACCCACAACCAACUUUCUGUGGAGCAGUUCCAUUGUCUUUACUAAGACUACUCCAGAGUUAAUUCUCUGUGUAUUACAGUCUGCUUUCUGAUAUUUUUAGGGAUAUAUACCUUAAGGCCCACAUUUUUGGACACAUGCAAAUGAUGCUUAAGAAGAGGUAGGUGUGGUUGUUGAGAUGUAUAAUCCAGAGCAAGUCAUGCAUAAUAUGGCCUUGUGCGCAACCAGUAGCCUUAGAUUGGGAUGCACAUUCUUGUCUGGAUUACAAGAGGGAGAGAAAUGCACAUCCCCAGUUGGGGGAUUGUACUGGAUGAUUUGCUUCCAGCUGCAAUGUGAUCAUGAUGUGUCACUCCUGAUGCAGCAAAAGACGUCUGGGAGUUCUUUUCCUAGAAGGGCAGGUCAGAAGGGCAUCCUUGCUUGGGCUGCGCUUCUGGGCUGCCCCUCUAGGAAAGGAAACACAUACAUUUGCUUAAAAUGUAGCUCCUCUACAUAGUUUCCCAUCAUUUUCUCAGCCAAGCAAAAAUCUAGCUUCUUUUCAAAUUGUUUACAUAAUUGAGACCAAUUAUGCUGCAUUUUUUAUGUUGUCAAAGAAAAAUACCAUUUUCAAUCUCAAUAGAAAGAGUGAACGAGGACCAUAACUCAGUUUCUCUUGACAUCAGCCAAACUGUAAAUCCAAGACCAAGCAAAAUCUUUAAUAGCCCUGUUAGUAUUGCCUAAUGUGCUGUUUAUGAUGAUACAUUCUGAGCAACUCAUUUGCAAUAAAUGAUUGUUAUGCAGUAAUAAAGCUCAGAACAUUCUUUUUAAAACAGAUUAAGUUUUUCCGUUGGCCUUGCAGUUAACCACUUGCCCAUGUACUUUGGGUUGAUAAUGGUGUCUUUUGGCCAUGUUGCUUGCCAGAUCUGCUACUCAAAGUCACUCUGUGGCAUUUUGAUACACAAUAGCAGGCAAGCAGGUUGGUGCAAAACAAAAACACACACACCAUUUUGUGUGCUGGUAAUUCUUUUUUUCAUACUAAUCCUCCAGGCUGCAAGAACAAUUUAAUGAAAUAACCUACUUGCAUUCUGCAUUUAUCUUCAGCGCCAACAUGGAAGAACUUCUGUAAGAUUUGUCACUGACAUUUGUGUGUUACAUGGCAUUCUCUUUGUUCUGCUCUACCCUCGAAUUCUGAAGUUUGACAUUUUCAGAUCUGAGCACAUUUGGUCGCAAUUCCACACAGCAAACUGCCUAUGAAACACGUUUUCUACUUUUCUAGCAACUCCUCUUCUCUUUCAAAGCACAAUACUGUAUACAUAUCAUUCAAUUUCAUCCUUGGAUAUUAGUGCUAGCAUGAAAGAUGAAGGCACUUCUUGUGAAUAGUUAAACAGUGUGACAAACUUUCAAUUCUGUAAUCGAGAGUCUUUUUUCCCCCCUUUUGGACAAAGGUAAAUUUUACUGGGGACAAUAUUGGAAGAUGAUAUUUUUAAAAUCUCUCUUCUAUAAAAUGUAAAAUUUAAGGGGCAUUUUCAUGCUACCCCAUUAGUGGAAAUUUGACUCAUUCUUAUGAACUGUAAGCAUGUAUAUUGCUGUCUGAGCCAUGGAAGGGAGGCACCAGCAGGAUUCCCAGCUGCAGGCUAUUCUGCCUUGUUUGUCAGAGUAGUAUGAACUGGAGACUGCGGGAAGGGGUGGGGGCAGCGUAUAUCUGAAGGUUUCUGGGAAACACACAGGAUUGCCUCUUUUCUCUUUGAGACUCUGUGCCUUUAAUGGUUGCAAAGCAGGCAGAAAUUCAUCCAGGUGGUGCUUGCCUCAUUAGUGCAUCUCCAUGCCAGGCAAAGCAGCACCUAUUGAAUUUCUGCCAGUUGUGGCCCUAUUAAAAGCAACAAAACUUUGUCAGUAAAAAGGUGGCAACUCUUGAGCGUAGGAAAAGAGCUGACUCCAGAACCAGGAACUGUUGGAGGGAGAGGCAGGGUGAGGACCUGCUUGGAGGGAGAACAAUGUGGGGACACAGACACCUAGGAACUUGGAGCCAGAAUGUCCCAGAGUGUGAUUGCUAUGCAUUGCCACCAGUUUACACAUCUUCUGAAUGUUAAAGAAAUCUGCUAUAUUGUUUCACUGAUAAUGUUCUGUAUAAAUCAGUUAAAAUGUUGAAUUGUAAAAACAGAGAUAUUGAAAGUUAUAUUUACAAAAAAGAAUCCUGUAUAGUAUAUAGAUGGAAGAAGUUGCUGUAUAGCUGACACUCAAUCUUACUAAUGAAGGGCUGAUUCAAUAUUACAGGUUUGUCAUUAGUCUUCUAAUUCAGUGGGGUCAAUUGCUUCAUUUUUCAAAUGGAGAGUCUUCUAGCCUAGCCUAGCCUCCCCUGUGGAUUACUAAAUUUCUCAUGUGUUUCGCUACGUUUUGAAAGGGAUCACUUUCAAACAAACAACUCUCCACCUAAACGUUGAGGUGGUACAGUCCCUCUGUAAGGGCUGUACCUCCUCGGUUAAUGAAUUUAUCUCCAAUCCCUGUCUUUUCAUGUGGCUAUUCCAAUUAUUGUGGCUUUUGUGGUAAGUUCCUGUGAUUUUAACAAUUCGUAAGCUACACAAAAACAAGGAAAUUUCAUGUUUGCAUAGAUUUCUUUUUUUAAAAAAGAUCUUAGGGGUUUAAACUGCAAUAAUUUAGUUUUUAUGCCAAAUUCAGCUCAACUAGUUUGAAGUUUUCUUCUGUAAAACUGUUAGGACAUAACCAGAAUAGUGUGAUGUACCUACAGUUCCUUCUGGAUUCAUCAGAUGGGUUGCUCUGAACAACAAUCCAUGUCUCAAAAUACUAUAAGGUAUUUAUUUGUCUACAUUUGUAUAUUAAGGCAGUUCUGAUAAUAUCCAGUCUCCCGUUAUUAACAAUGAAGUAUGAUUUAAUAAUGUGGUCGAAUGCCGUUGAUUUUAAUACAAAAGUGUAUAAUGUAUGAAAUAUAACAAAUGACAUGUUAGGCUCAUUUGCUAAAGUUAAAACAGUAGAUUUUAUUUUAAAGUUGUAUUGUCCUGAUAAGGCAAGCAAAGAAUAUUGUUAAAAUGUUCUAGAAAACAUCCUGUUCUCUCUGUCUCUCUCUGACAUGUCCAGGAAUCUUUUUCUCUCACUAGCUAAACAGCCACCUGCCUCGUUGCCUAUGGGCAAUAAACAUCUUUCAGGUGACCGGGCAGGGAAGCUUUUGUAAAGAGAAUUUAUCCCCGCCCCGCCCCCCGCCCAUUUUCAGAUCAUCAUGGCUUGGUUUAUACGUAUCAAUAAACCAUGAACUGGAGUUAACAUCAAUGAGUUUCAGGCUCACAUGUUCCUUUCUUCCCUCACAUGUUCCAUUGGUUACAUAGGAAGCUACCUUAUGCUGAGUCAGAUUAUUGGUCCAUCUAGCUCAGUUUUGGUUAAAGGAGGGGCUCCCCAACCUAGGACCCCAGAUAUGGGAUUACAACUUCCAUAAUCUUCAGCCACAAAAGCCUUUGGCCUGUGUAAUCAUUGUACAGUUUUGUGUACAGUUCUGGUCACCAUAUCCUAAGGAGGACAUUGUAGAACUGGAACAGGUGCAAAAGAGGGCAACCAAGAUGAUCAGGGGCCUGGAAAACCUUCCUUAUGAGACAAGGCCAUGGUAUCUGGGGCUUUUUAGUUUGGAAAAGAGGCGACUAUGGGGAGAAAUGAUCAAGGUGCAUAACAUUAUGCAUGGAGUAGAGAAAGUGAACAGAGAUUAAAAAAAUUUUUCUCCCUCUCACAACACUAGAACCAGGGGUCAUACCACAAAACUGAUUGCCGGGAAAUUUAGGACCAACAAAAGGAAGUACUUUUUCACACAGUAUAUAACUACUCUGUGGAAUUAUCUGCCACAGGAUAUGGCGAUGGCCACUAGCUUGGUUGGCUUUAAAAGGGGCCUACACAAAUUCAUGGAGGACAGGUCUAUCAAUGGCUACUAGUCUGAUGGCUAUAAGCUACCUCCAGCUUGGGAGGCAAGAUGACUCUAAAUACCAGCUGCAAGAGAGCAGCAGCAGGGGAGGGGGCAUGCCCUCAUCUCCAGCUUGUGGGCUUCUCAAAGGCAUCUGGUGGGCCACUGUGGAAAAGAGGAUGCUGGAAUAGAUAAGCUUUGGGCCUGAUCCAGCAGGAAAUUUCUUAGGUUUUUAACCAUUCCGAUCGGUUACAGAGUAGGAAGCUGCCUUAUACCAAGUCAUACCAUUUGUCCAUGCAGCUCAGUAAUGUCUACAGCAGGGGUUCCUGACGUUGGGUCCUCAGAUGUCGUUGGACUAUAGCUCCCAUCCUUGGCCUUUGACCAUUGUGGGUGGGGAUGAUGGUAGUUGAGGUAGACCAGCAACAUCUGGGGAACCAAUUUUUGGAACUUAUCAUCAACACUAACUCUCCAGAGUUGGAUAUAUCCCUGCGAAUGCAGAGGUUGAACCUGGGACCUUCUGCAUGUAAAGCACAUGCUCUUUCACUGAGCUACAGCCCUCCUCUCCUGCACAUGUCCCACUUCUAAGCUUCCGAGGGGUGUCUGAUUGGCCACUGGUCUAGUUGGGCUGUAGUCUGAUCCAGCAAGACUCUUCUUAUGUUCUUAUCAUCCUGGUUCUCAGUAAACCGUAGUUUGCCUUUUCAUAUGGACCAGGCUAAUUUGUGCAAAGCAUGGUUUUCUUGCCAACCAGAACACCAUCAAACCAUGGUUUUUCAUUCUUGCUCGCAGGGACACCAUAGUUUCCCCAGUUCUUAUGCAGUGGGAAACAAUGUGGCUGGGGAUGAUGGGAGUUGUAGUCCAAAAAUCAUUUGGAGACCCAGGACUGGGAAACCCUGCUGUAUGGUAGGAUCACCUGGUGCAAAGGGACAUCCUCUUUUUUCCUUCUUAAUCUGGACAUGAUGUGAGCUGGCUGAGGCAUGUUGUCAGGAGGCAUCUUUCGUGGGCUGCAUUCCAGGGCGGAAUCAAAGCAAACACGUGAAGCUGCCUUAUACCAGGCCAGACCCUUGGCCCACCUAACUUAGUACUGUAUACUAGGUAUGUGCAAACAGGUUUGAUGUCGAACCAGUUCGGUUUGACUGUUUGGGGUUGAGCCAAACCACCCCCUGUUCAGUCUGACCCCAGACUGAAACACCUCCCUCCCCCGGCCAGUUCGGGGGGGUUGCGAUUUAAAAACAACAACAUUAUUUUAUAAAUUCAAACGUACCCUCUCGGGGGGAGUUAUCCAAGGCGGCAGCAGCGGCGGGGUGUGUGUGUGUGUCCAUGGAGGUUCUCCCUUCCCCCGCCGGCCUCCCUUAUUUGCAAAAUUGGCUAUUCUUCAGCCUAUUUGGGGGCCUUCCCCCCACAUUGUGGCCAUUUUGGAGGUCGCUGCACCUGCACAGUGGGCCUCUGUGUGGCCUCCAAAAUGACCACUGUGCUGGGGUGAAGGAAGGCCCCAAAACGGGCUGAAAAUGGCCGAUCUUGCAACUAAGGGAGGCCGGUGGGGAGAGAGGGAACCUCUGCAGACAUGCACCACCGCCCUGGAUAACUCCUCCAGAGGGGGUAAGUUGGGGGAGAUUUAAAAAAAUAAAAAUAAAAAGCUCGCAAACCACCACCCCUGGACCGGACCGAACUGGGGAGAAGGUUCGAGGCGGUGUGAGACCGAACUGGCCCAGUCCAGUUUGGGUCCGGUUUGUACUCAAACCGAACUGGACCAGCUGGUUCCAUGCACACCCCUACUGUCUGCACUGACUGGCAGCAACUUCUCCAGGACUAAAGGCAGGAGCCUUCCCAGCCCCACACGGAGAUGACAGGGGUUGGACCUGGGACAAUCUGUCUGCAAAUCAGAUGCUCUGCCACUGAGCUGUAGCUCCAUCCCCCAUAUGGCAGCUCCUGUUUUGCUUUUGUGUGCUUGGGCAUGAGUGGGGCAACCACACUGUGCCCGGCUGCUCUGGGAGGGUCAUUUACCCCGUAUAACAUGAGCUUGGCUAGAGCAAUGUAUCUCUCAUUGAUAUGAGCAGGGGCUUUAGCACUCUGGUUUCCGUGUGAAGACAAGUGUCAUACUGAACGAACCCACAGUCCCCUCCUGAGUUAUAGGGUGAGCUCAGCUUCACAGCUGAAAUGAUGGACAUCCAUAUCAGCAAAUGUGAACUCCGCUCAGGCAUCAGAUGUGCUGUCCUUGCUCCUGGCAGACUGAUGGCCUUUUUAAUUUUUAAAAUCCCUGCCUGCAUGUUUGUUCUUUAAUUCAUUGCCUUAUUAAUUUUUUAAAUGUCAGCUUUUUUCUUUUUCUUUUUUCACAAAGUGUCAAUUCGCCCUAGGGACUGUGGGGGCCCCUUCCUGCUGACAUUACAGAAGGCAAGCCUAUCAGUAUGACACAGAUAAGCCUUCUCAUACAAACUUGCAUAACCCUCCUUCUGCCCCACCCCACAAGAUUAACCCUGUACACCAGGGCUACUCAACUUUGGCCCUCCGGCUGUUUUUGGACUACAACUCCCAUCAUCCCCAGCCACAAUGGUCAAUAGGCAGGAAUGGUUGGAGCUGUAGUUCAACAUCUGCAGGAGGACUAAAUUUGUUCAACACUGCUGUACACAAUGUGGAAGUGCUUCCAGUUCAGUGCUGCCACUCUAUAAAUCUUAGGUCUGUUUUCUACCUCAAUUCAGUGGAUCAAGUUUUGCAUCUUUGCUAUUAGGAUGUAUCCUUCACCUUCGUCUCUUCUUGUAAAGUUGUUUUGCCUUCUACUGUACCUGUCUAUAUACACCUGGCACAUUAUUUGACUGUUUCAUGUAUCUGAUGAAAUACACAUUUGCCUACAAAGGUCAUGUUACAA